AAGUAGUUGAAGCAUUUUACAACAAAAUUUUCAUAUAUGUAGACAAAAAGUAUUUCCUUUUCUUUAAUAGUUGGUACAAAGAAAAUUGAUAGAAAUGGCAAUACAAUAUGUUUUAAACUACGAUUUGGGGCCCAUUUUGCUAAUUGUUUUAAUCAUUUUGGCCAUCAGGCUUUGGACCGCAUAUAGGGCAAUUGAGCAAACGGGGACAAUAACAACAAUAACAGGAACAUCAUCAACAACGAGAGCAACAACAUCAACCAGAACAAGAAGCGUGGGAACAAUGCAGGAACCACCAUCCGAGCGACCGAAAACAGCAACAACCAUGGGUAACUCACAGAAUCGCGCAGCAACUGAUGAAAAGUCACCACCAGGUGGUAGUAGUAGUCUGGCCCGAAUGGGUAUCGGUGCAGGAGACGGUCCCAGAGGCAGGUCAUCUGGCGGUGGGGUGGAUGGAUUGUUCGAACGUCGCAAUAGUCGAGUUCGCGUUUUCACUCGCCUCGUGGGUCAGAAACGCAUUCGGGAGGCAUUUCUUCAGGCUGCAACAGGACAAACGUCAACCACAGGAGCAAAGGCAGCAGCUGCUGCUGCAAUAGGAGCAUCACCCCCAAUCUCACCUCUGUCGGCAUCAAAUUCAGCAUUGAGUACCUGUGGGCUAGGGGCACUGGAUGGGGAACCGGAAGUGGAGCAUGGACAAUUGGCAGAUGCCAGCACAGAACAAAUAGAUUUUCCACCUGCCAAGCCGCCGCGUUUGAAGAAACUGCAACAGCAACAACUGCAGCGCUGCAGGCAGCUCUGCUUUGCAAGCAAAGCAGUGGACGCAGAGCAAGAGGAACAGCAACCAUUACAGCAAAAACAACAACUACAAAGCGAAAUUCAAGCCAUAAUCAAGCAGCCGCAGCGCAAGCGCCGCUUGGCCCCAAAGGCACCGCAGCCCCAAAAGCUCCAAGCUAGCAGCAACAACAACUAUAAGCAAAGCAGUACUGAUAUUGAUGCUGAUCACUGUGCUUUCAUUGAGCAGCUUUUUACUGCGGCGGCAUCAGAAACAACAACAACAUCCACAGCGGCAACUCUUGCUAUCGAGGAUCCCCCCAUUGACGAUCUACUGAUCACCAAUCACUAUUUCAAAUCACCGCGCAUCGAAGUGCCGGCAGUGUAUGCGAAUGAUAGUAGUGUGUCUACAACUAAAAAAGAUCGUCCAUUGAGUGAGAUUAGUGUGCAAUCAGCGGACACUUUAUCGCCGUGCACCGCACGAGCGGUUGUUGAACUUCAGCGACGUUGUCGUGAGGAUAAAUUAGCCUGCCUUAGUCUAACGAACAUAACGUACCUUAGUAUACCCAAUGAAGGGCAAAUCAAUAAUAAGGAUAACGAUCUAGUUGCCCCAGAGACAGCGGAAAGCUCGCCGGACGAGCUAAUGGCUUUGCAGUUGGGUAAAAAGCUGGCCCAAGUGCUGGGUAACAGCAAUGCCAACAACGUCACUCCAGUCGAUCAAAUGUCACCAGCGGGAGGAUCUGCGAUGGCACAGCCACGUAUAGAAUCAUCUGGCGGCGAACUUUUCAAUAUUUCCAAGGCCAAGAAAGUUGAUUUACAGAAUCUUUCAUCGCGUUUUAGUGCCGCCGUUCAACAAACACCGCAGCAACAGCAGCUGCCGCCACCAUCAGGUAACGAGACAGCGACAGCAAUUCAAACUCCAACAUCUUCAUCAUCCUCACUGGAAACGCAAUCAACUGUUAUAAUUUCGUUUAAAUCAUCUCAAACACCUGUGCAGUCUCAAACGGCGACGGCAGCGACGACGACGACGACGACCUCAACAACGACGUCUGACAAUGGGGAGGAUGAGUCAGGACCUUUACCAUUACCGCCUCCUGGCUUUGGUACACCCACGACGCCUUUACUCUCUAGCAAUGUGCUCAAGAAGGUGGCUAGCUUUUCGGUUGAAAAGUCCACGGCAUCGCCGGCUUCCCAAUUGAAUGAAGAGACAACACUGAUGGCCACACCGACAUCAAAUUCGGUAGCUUCAAUGCUGGCAGCAUUGCCGGAGCUGACUAAUGGCAAUGCUGUUGCGAGUGCUGGAGCUACCGGAGCGGGCUCACGACGUGGCUCAUCUUAUGUACCGGAAAAGUUAAGCUUCGCUGCAUAUGAAAAGUUUGAAGGUCAAAUGCUGAUCAAAUGGCUCAUCUCAACGCUUCAACUGGUAACCACAAAAUCCUCCACAGAGUUAGCAACAACGAGUCAAGAAUUACUUAACUCAAUGGCUCUGCAAUUUUGCAAUAAUCUUAAAUAUGUUGGAGUACUCAAACAGAUAUCAAGCAAUGAGCAGCAGCAGCAGCAGCUGAAUGAUGGAGGCGGCAACUCUUUUACUGGAUUUAGCCCAUAUGAGAUGUACCAAUGGACGCACACAGAGCAGCCGACAACAUCAUUGCCACUGACACCAGGCAAACUGGAGAAAAUCACAGCCUGGCCAUUCUCCAGUACUCCGGCGGUGAGUAGUGUGGGCGGUGCCAGCGUGGGUGGUUAUAGUAGAACGACCUUGGAGACUUCUGCGUUGGGAGGGGGGCCGACUGCAUCAACUGAUACUCAAAAGACUCUUCAGCAGAUUCUUAAAAAACGUUUGCUUAAUUGCUCAACUCUGGCCGAGGUUCAUGCGGUGGUCAAUGAGCUGUUAAGCAGUGUGGAUGAACCACCGCGUAGACCAUCGAAACGUUGUGUCAAUUUGAUGGAACUACUUAAUGCCAGCGAGUCCACGGUCUUUGAAUACAACAAGUCGCUAGAGCAAACCAAACAUCAAACUCUCGUGUAUGCAAACGCCGAAACUCAAACAGAUGAUGAGCCCUGCACUUGUGGUGCGAUCAACAACAAUGAAAGUGCGUCCAAAGCCGAUGGAGAGAUACAGGAAUCAAAUAAGCAACAAACAGCGCCUCCUCCUCCCCCACCACCGCCGCCUGCAGCGCCAACGAUUAGUGCUGGUCCACCACCACCACCGCCACCUCCUCCACCACCACCGCCAGGUAUUCCAGCGCCGCCUCCACCGCCAAAUUUGAGUGUGGGUGGGCCACCUCCUCCUCCCCCUCCGCCUGGAAUUGGAGCACCACCAGUGCCGCCUCCAGCUCCGAAUUCAUUUGGACCUGUACCUCCCACGCCGCCCGCAUUGAGUAAGAGUAAAUCUGGAACUGUUCUCUCACCCGCUCCACUACCAGAUCCCGCUGAAGGCAAUUGGUUUCAUCGGACUAACACCAUGCGUAAGAGUGCCGUCAAUCCGCCCAAGCCCAUGCGUCCUUUGUACUGGACACGCAUUGUGACUACUGCACCGCCAGUGCCUCGUCCUCCAUCGGUGGCCAAUUCCACGGAUAGCACGGACAAUAAUAGCUCACCAGAUGAGCCACCAGUAGCGGCAACAACUUCCUCGAAUGCAACAACACCCACGCCACCUGCCACAAAGGAGAUAUGGACCGAGAUCGAAGAGACUGAAUUGGAUAAUAUCGACGAAUUUACUGAGCUCUUCUCACGGCAGGCCAUUGUCCCGGUUAGUAAGCCCAAGGAGCAGAAGGUCAAACGGGCGAAAUCGAUUAAGGUUUUGGAUUCAGAGCGCUCUCGCAAUGUGGGCAUUAUUUGGCGUAGUCUACAUGUCUCGUCCAAUGAAAUUGAGCAUGCCAUCUAUCAUGUGGACACCUCGGUGGUUAGUUUAGAGGCACUGCAGCAUAUCAGCCAAAUCAAGGCCUCGCCAGAAGAAUUGGAAAAUAUUAAGCUGGCAGCUGGUGGUGAAAUACCACUCGAUCAUCCAGAACAAUUCCUUUUGGACAUCUCGUUAAUCUCCAUGGCCAGCGAACGAAUCUCUUGCAUUGUCUUUCAGGCCGAAUUCGAAGAGACGGUGACCCUGUUAAUGCGAAAAUUGGAAGCUUUGUCUCAAUUGUCACAGCAAUUGAUCGAGAGUGAGGAUCUCAAAUUGGUAUUUUCCAUUAUAUUGACCUUGGGCAAUUAUAUGAACGGUGGCAAUCGACAACGUGGUCAGGCCGAUGGCUUCAAUUUGGACAUCUUGGGAAAACUGAAGGAUGUGAAAUCAAAGGAGUCGCAUACCACUUUGCUGCAUUUCAUAGUGCGUACCUACAUUGCGCACAGGCGAAAGGAGGGAGUUCAUCCAACCCAGUUGCGUCUGCCCAUACCAGAGCCGGCGGAAGUGGAGCGAGCCUCACAAAUGGAUUUCGAGGAUAUUCAACAGCAAAUUAGAGAUCUCGAUAGAAAGUUUAUGACCUGCAAAAAGACCGCCACUUGCGUGUAUAGAGCCUCCAGUGAUGAUAUUAUUGAGCCAUUCAAGUCGAAAAUGGAAGAAUUUAUUGCCAGUGCUGAUAAGUCCAUGGGAAAGUUGCAUCAAUUGCUGGACGAUUGUCGUGAAUUGUUCCUGGAAACAAUGCGUUUCUAUCAUUUCGCACCAAAAUCAUGUUCCCUGACUCUGGCCCAAUGCACACCAGAUCAAUUUUUCGAAUAUUGGACUAAUUUUACAAACGAUUUUAAGGACAUUUGGAAAAAGGAGGUGGCCAGUCUUCUAAAUGAUUUAUUAAAGAAAUCAAAACAGAGCCAAAAUGAGUCCCGUCGUAAUACCUCGACAAAAGUGGAAAAGUCUGGCAGGGCAACUCUUAAAGAGCGCAUUCUGAUGCGGCGCAAUAAAAAUUAGUUAGCCUACACAACCAGAUUGCUUAAGAAUUACGAUAUUUAAGAUAUAUAUGUAGAUAUAUAUAUUAUGUAUAGCAAUAUACAAAUGCUAAGCAAAUUUAUCGUUAAAUGGACUAUUUCUAUGCUAAUUGUUAAGUUGAAAACAAGAAAAUGAAAGUCCAAAAUGGCUUCAAUAAAAUAAAAUAAAUUAAAAUGAACUACAUUUAUGUUCAAUUUAAAGAUCCAGAAUCGCCAAGAAA
Messenger RNA from Drosophila willistoni, 4904 nucleotides. RefSeq names its product protein cappuccino (gene capu). The record is from RefSeq and is a predicted model, not a curated record. The transcript is spliced from 10 exons. Bases 95 to 4666 code for a protein of 1523 amino acids. Gene Ontology annotation, molecular function: actin filament binding; microtubule binding. NCBI's taxonomy places the organism in Eukaryota, Metazoa, Arthropoda, Insecta, Diptera, Drosophilidae. Gene Ontology annotation, biological process: actin nucleation; actin filament network formation; cortical actin cytoskeleton organization. Gene Ontology annotation, cellular component: cytoplasm; cytoskeleton; actin filament.